AACGACCAGAAGACGCUGUAUGGCUGGAGGGCUGAAAGGGAAGUGAGAGGAGUCUCCUGGUGAUGGAGAACCAAAUUUCGACCAAGGCUGAGGAGGCCAAGCUGGAGCUGGAGGCUGUGAUCGGCUUCAACGGACAUGUGCCCACUGGUCUGCAGUGUCAUCCUGACCAGGAGCAUCUGAUUUACCCUCUCGGUUGCACCAUCCUCAUUCAGUCAAUAAAUACUAAGGAACAGAAUUUACUACGCGGUCAUGGCAACAAUGUCUCCUGUGUGACCACCUCCAAGAGUGGAGUUUACAUUGCCUCGGGACAAGUUACGUUCAUGGGCUUCAAGGCAGAUAUCAUUUUGUGGGAUUAUAAGAAGAGGGAGCUGAUUGCUCGGCUGUCACUUCACAAGGGCAAAAUUGAAGAUCUGGCGUUUUCACCAAAUGAUUUGUACUUGGUGUCACUAGGAGGCCCAGAUGAUGGAAGUGUAGUGGUGUGGAGCAUAGCCAAGAGAGAAGCCAUCUGUGGCAGUCCAGCGGCCGGCCUCAAUGUCGGGAAUGCCACCACAGUGAUCUUCUUGGGGAGCAACGAUGAGAUGUUUGUUACUGCUGGAAAGGGGACAAUCCGAGUAUGGGAACUGGAUCUCCCAAAUAGAAAAAUCUGGCCAACUGAGUGCCAAACAGGACAGAUGAAAAGAAUAGUCCUUAGUAUUACAAUGGCCACUGAUGAUUGCUUUUUCUACCUUGGCACCACAACUGGAGAUAUUCUAAAACUGAACCCGAAGACUAAACUACUGGUAGACACUGGGCCUGCAAAGGACAAAUUCAGUCUGGGAGUGUCGGCUAUCAAGUGCCUGAAGAUGGAGGAGUUGUUAGUGGGUUCUGGAGCUGGACUGCUGGUCUUCUGUAAAAGCCCCAGCUACAAACCCCUCAAGAAACUCCAGUUGCAAGGUGGCAUCACUUCUAUCACGCUUCGAGGGGAAGGACACCAGUUUUUUGUAGGAACAGAAGAAUCAUACAUUUAUUGUGUCAACCUCACAGAUUUCAAAGAGACUCUCAUUGCGACUUGUCACUUUGAAGCUGUCCAGGACAUUGUCUUUCCAUUUGGCACUGCUGAACUAUUUGCCACCUGUGCCAAGGAGGACAUUCGAGUGUGGCACACGCUGUCCAACAGGGAGCUGCUGCGGAUCACUGUGCACAACAUGACCUGCCACAGCAUUGACUUCAUGAGAGACGGCAAGAGCAUCAUUUCAGCGUGGAACGACGGUAAAAUCCGAGCCUUCACCCCAGAGACAGGCCGGUUGCUGUAUGUCAUUAACAAUGCCCACAGGAUCGGAGUGACAGCCAUCGCUACCACCAGUGACUGUAAAAGGGUCAUCAGCGGCGGCGGGGAAGGGGAGGUGAGAGUGUGGCAGAUAGGCUGCCAGACCCAGAAGCUGGAGGAGGCCCUGAAGGAGCAUAAGUCUUCCGUGUCCUGCAUUCGGGUGAAGAAGAACAACGAGGAGUGUGUCACAGCCAGCACAGAUGGCACUUGCAUCAUUUGGGACCUUGUACAUCUUAGAAGGAAUCAGAUGAUCCUGGCGAACAACUUAUUCCAGUGUGUUUGUUAUCACCCUGACGAGUUCCAGCUCAUCACCUGUGGGACAGACAGAAAGAUUGCUUACUGGGAAGUGUUUGAUGGGUCAGUAAUCAGAGAGUUGGAAGCUUCCUUGUCUGGGUCAAUCAAUGGUAUGGAUAUCACACAGGAAGGAGUGUACUUUGUUACAGGUGGAGAUGACCAUCUGGUCAAGGUUUGGGAUUAUAACGAGGGUGAAGUGACUCACGUUGGGAUUGGGCACAGUGGCAACAUCACGGGUAUCCGGAUAAGUCCGGGAAAUCAGUACAUCAUUAGUGUAAGUACAGAUGGAGCCAUUUUGAGGUGGAAGUACCCAUUUGCCUCAUGAAGCAACGGAGAACUCCUGGUUCCCAGCAUUGCACAGUUCUGCAGAAGGCUGAGCUCAGAUAACUCCAAAGCUGGUUUUGAUUUCUUACAUCUGUGUUUUUGUUCUUUAGUCAAAAUAUUUUAUUUGUAAGUUUCUCCUUUCCUUGAUAGAAUGCAUUCUAUAUUCUUACAUUAUAUAUUAAAAUUGAAAUAUGGUCGAGAAUAAUUUGUCCACACCUGUUAAACGUUUAUU
Molecule: messenger RNA, 2156 nt
Organism: Rhinolophus ferrumequinum (greater horseshoe bat)
Lineage: Eukaryota; Metazoa; Chordata; Mammalia; Chiroptera; Rhinolophidae
Gene: CFAP52
Product: cilia and flagella associated protein 52
Exons: 14
Coding region: 63-1925 (620 amino acids)
Biological process (GO): cilium assembly
Molecular function (GO): protein binding
Source: RefSeq, a predicted model, not a curated record